GAGCUUGUUGAAUGUCAGUUGCCAGAAGCAGAGACCCCUCCAGUCGGCUUCUCGUCCGCUCUCCCGCCGCCAGCCCCCCAUGGAGUCUGAGGAACAACCGAGAGCGUCCUGCAGCCUCCUCGUGCCCGGAUGGGGUUGCCUGGACAUGGACGAGGACGACAGCGAGGUUGUGAUCGGCAUCCGGCCCAAGUCCUCGCCUCUCCCGCGGAGAAAGAGCUCCCUCUCCGAGGAGGACUCGGAACCGGACUCGCCGCCACCGCUUUCUGGCUCCAGGAGGGUGUCCUUCGCGGACGCCAAGGGUCUAAGUUUGGUGCAAGUGAAGGAGUUUGAUUUGUGGGACGUGCCACAGCCGCCGGGAUUCCAAUCCCAAGAAGACGACAAAGCGGUUUCAGAGGACUACAUCCUGUGCCCUCUGACUUUUCACUCCCCGUUGUCUCCUGAGGAUCUGCUGGUGAGGGUCCAGGAGCAGAAAAUAGAGCUGGAGUCCUUGGAGCUGAUCCCAGGAACGAGCACGCUGAAAGGAGUGGUGCGUGUCCUCAACGUGUCCUACCACAAGGCCGUGUACGUGCGGACCACCUUAGACUGCUGGGCCAGCCACUUCGACCUCCUGACAGAGUACCUCCCCGCCCCCAACGACGACGACGCCCACACGGACCGCUUCGCUUUCAAGUUCACCUUGAUACCGCCAUUCCAGGAGCAAGGGUCCCGCGUCGACUUCUGCCUGAGGUACGAGACCCCCGUGGGGACGUUCUGGGCCAACAACAGCAACAGGAACUAUGUGCUGCUUUGCCACCAGAGAGUGACGCAGAAAGAGAAUACGCAGAAGAAAAGCUGCCUGAAGACCAUCUGUCAAAACUUUGUGGAAAACUCCUCAGAAACCCCAUCGCAGGAAACGCUGCUAGCAGAUGGGGCGACAGAUGGAGAAAAAGCCGAGGAAGUCAAAGCCAUUCCACUUCCUGACAGUCGGACAGAGGAGGGCAGAAAGAAUUUACAGGCUGAGAACCGGAACAACUGCAGCCGAAGAAAUCGGCGAAAGGCGGCGCGGAUGGCUCGGGUGAAGGACUACUUUUCUCAAAGAGACAGCGGUGAUGUAUCGCCUCCAGAAGACAAAACCGCCACCAAAGACGCAAUAUUACCGGGAAACCCAGAAGAUGCGCAUAAAGACAACGUAAAACUUGAAGAUACAUUCGGUGAUGAGGCAGCAAUUGAACACAACACGCAAGAGGAAGACUCGGGCGCAACUGUGGCCGUCUGUGGGACUUCAUUACCAGGCACAGGCAAUGAAGAACCGAGACACCGCCUCACGUGUGGGAAUGCGAUGGCUCCUCUGUACCAGCAGAUGUUUGACAACAGUGACUGGAAACUUUCAGAAAAGACAACUCCUUCCACAAAAGAAAAAGACUCCUCAACGGAGCGUGAAGAAUUUCCGAACAACACCAUCGAUGACUCGACACAAGAGAGUUUUGACACCACAGUGAAGGUUCCUUUCCUUGUAAAGGACACAUGGAAUGAUCCUGAAGUGAUAGAACAUGAUGAUCAAAUAAGUAUAAACAUAAGAGAUGUGUUUGUAGAUUUACCAACAGUCAAGGACGCUUCAGGUGAAACGCAGAAGGACAUCCCGCGUCUGUCGCCGUCCCAGUUGGAUCACGGUCACGAGGAUCAACAGAUGGGUUUGAAGCAGUCAGAAGAGGCCAAAGCUUCAAACCAUUUGGAAGUUACUCAUUACGCCAAAGAACAUGAGAACAUCUUCGCUUUUUGUGCUGUUGGAACACCUUGCCCCGAGGAACCUCGUGAGGCCGUGCAUGAUUUCCUCGACGAUAAGGCUGGAGGUAAACAUGUUGAACCCAGCACCAUUCUUGAAGACAAGCCUGGUGUUUUAGACGUGGCUAAGUGUCCAAAGGAAGAGACGAUUAUCUGCGCUGAGAACAUUGAGGUCCAAAACUGGGAAAUGAUGGUAGAAGAGGAAGAAGUGAACGUGUUCGGAGGGGAAGACCGGCGCUCUGGAGAACAGAAACAUGACCAGCUGAUAGUAGAAACUAAAGCCUUCACAUCUACUGAGGCGGAGGUGCUUGUGCCGCUCCAGAACCAGAUUACAACUGGAGGAGAGGAGCCUGUGGAGAGUGUUGUUUGGGAAUAUAACAAAUCUGUUUCCAAAGAGUUUAUAGCCAAAAACCUGGAGAAGACAACGUUAGACUCACAGCAAGAUGUUUCUGAGAUGCGAGAAAGCAAAAUGGUGGUUGAGAAGUUGGAAGGGGUCGAUGAUGAGGAUGGGGUGGAUACCGAGGAGCAAGAAAAGGAUCUACACCAUCCAGAGCUCGUUGAUGUGGCAAAAGGCAAACAGGAUGAAGUCCAGAUGUUGGAGUUUAAUCACAACAUGCUGGAGGAUUCUCUUCUGAAUCAUCUACAGGACAAGGAUGUAGCUAGAGAAGACCUAAAGGAAGUCCAGAUGUUGGAGUUUGAUCACAACAUGCUGGAGCAUUCUUUUAUGAAUCAUCUACAGGACAAGGAUGUAUCCAGAGAAGACCGAAAGGAAGUCCAGAUGUUGGAGUGGGAUCAUAGCAGGCUUGAGGAUGCUCAUCUAAAUCAGCUACAGGAGAAUGAUGGAUCCAGAAAAUAUAUAAAUGAAGUCCAGAUGUUGGAGUUUGAUCCUAACAGGCUUGAGGAUGCUCUUCUGAAUCGUCUCGAGGAGGAUGAUGGAUCCAGAAAAGAUCCAAGAGAAGAACUAAAGAAAGCCCAGAUGUUGGAAUUUGACAAUAACAAGCUUGAGGAUACUCUUCUGAAGCAUCUCGAGGAGGAUGGUGGAUCCAGCGAAGACCUAAAUGAAGUCCAGCUGUUAAAGUUUGAUCACAACAAGCUUAAGGAUACUCUUCUGAAUUAUCUUCAGGAGGAUGAUGGAUCCAGAGAAGAUUCAAGAAAAGAACUAAAUGAAGUCCAGAUGUUGGAGUUUGACCAUAGCAAGCUUGAGGAUACUCUUCUGAAUCAUCUCCAGGAGGAUGAUGGAUCCAGAGAAGAUCUAAAUGAAGUCCAGAUGUUGGAGUGUGAUCUUAACAGGCUUGAGGAUGCUCUUCUGAAUCGUCUAGAGGAGGAUGGUGGAUCCAGAAAAGAUCCAAGAGAAGAAUUAAAUGAAGUCCAGAUGUUGGAGUUUGACAAUAACAAGCUUGAGGAUACUCUUCUGAAUCAUCUUCAGGAGGAUGGUGGAUCCAGCGAAGACCUAAACAAAGUCCAGCUGUUAAAGUUUGAUUACAACAAGCUUAAGGAUACUCUUCUGAAUUAUCUUCAGGAGGAUGAUGGGUCCAGAGAAGAUUCAAGAGAAGAACUAAAUGAAGUCCAGAUGUUGGAGUUUGACCAUAGCAAGCUUGAGGAUACUCUUCUGAAUCAUCUCCAGGAGGAUGAUAGAUCCAGAGAAGAUCUAAAUGAAGUCCAGAUGUUGGAGUGUGAUCUUAACAGGCUUGAGAAUGCACUUUUGAAUCGUGUAGGAGAGGAUGAUGGAUUCAGAAAAGAUCCAAGAGAAGAACUAAAUGAAGUCCAGGUGUUGGAGUUUGACAAUAACAAGCUUGAAGAUACUCUUCUGGAUCAUCUCCAGGAGGAUGAUGGAUCCAGCGAAGACCUAAAGGAAGUCCAGAUGUUAAAGUUUGAUCACAACAAGCUUAAGGAUACUCUUCUGAAUUAUCUUCGGGAGGAUCAUGCAUCCAGAGAAGAUUCAAGAGAAGAACUAAAUGAAGCUCAGAUGUCAGAGUUUGACCAUAGCAAACUUGAGGAUACUCUUCUGAAUCAUCUCCAGGAGGAUGAUGGAUCCAGAGAAGAUCUAAAAGAAGUCCAUAUUUCGGAGUUUGAUCAUGGCAAGUAUGAGGGUGCUCUUCUGAAUCAUCUCCAGAAGGAUUAUGAAACCAGAGAAGAUCCAAGUGAAGAACCAACUGCUAGAACCCUAGAUGAAUCAGAUGGCCAAGAUGAUGGCAAAAAGACUGUGACGCUAAAUGGCCAAGAUUUGAACGAGGGACCCGAGAACGACCACACGAGCGACGACAGCGAUUCGGACGAUGAGGUGGAGCUGUACAUGCACUGCCUGAGGGCGGUCCACGCCAGCCAUCGGUCAGCCAAAGACCAGAGCGUUGAUGCGGCCUUCAACCCGAGUAAGCGGCCUUCUCUGAGCAGCAGCAAGCCGCUGUCCGCACCCAUGCCCUCCAUCAGCGAGGCGGCGGAUGAAGAACAUCUCUGCUGUGAAGACGCGCAGACAACGGACGUCCACGCCAAGCCACAGGCAGGCGGAGCUCCGAGCACCAUCAGAAAGGCGUCCUGGUGGCGGGAGACUUCUUGCAGGUGCAUGUCCAAAACAAUGCUGUUUGCUGCCUUGUUAGCUGUGUUUGUAGUCACGGCUUACUAUUAUGACUUCCUGGCCUGUUUUGGCCUCUACUUGAUUUCUGUGGUUUGGCUCUUGUGUCAAGAAGAGAAGCAGCCCAUGAAAGACAACACAAUGGGCUGAAUUCAUCCUGAAACACAUUGCUGUGUCUGACACACCAUUUUUGUUUGUUUUUUAGACACGUUGUGUAAUUAAUAAGACAUCCAGGAUAUACUGUAUUUAGAAAAAUAGAAACAUGAUGUAUAUCUCCUACUCCUGAACCAUAUGAAUUAUUGAAAAUGUGUAUUAAGGUUAAUUUGUCUUUUUUUUUAUUAUUACCAAAGCUUUUUUUGAACUCUGAAUUUAUGCAACUGAAUUUUUGGUGCUUGAAUUUUGUGAACUGAUUUUUUUGUUUUUUUCCUCUUCAAAUUAUGCUGACAAUUUCAUUGAAUAGACAUUUUUGGAGCAAAAGUAUUGUGUUUAAAAAAUCAGUUUGAUAAAAUCCACUGUAAAAAAAUUCAGUGCACAAUAAUAUUCUUCAAUGUUUAUUUAUUUAUAUAGCCCUAAAUCACAAAUGUCUUAAAGGACUGUACUAACCACUACGACUACGACAUCCUCGGAAGAACCCUAUGUGAGUUUUCUUUGCUUCAAAACUCAAGAAGUUUGUAGUCAUGUGACAGGAUACACAGGGGUCACGUGACUGCAAACUCGACCCCUCAUUUGGCCGGUUCUGAGACAGGCUAGAUUGAUUCAGUUUGAAUUUAUCAGAAGUGAGUCCUGAGUUUUGAAGAUACAAACAUUUUUACACUGAAUUUUUUUACGCAGAUUUUCCUACACACUUAAUUUCAAAACACUUUAUUUUUACAAACCUAUUUUUUAAUAACGCACAUUUUAUCCAUCAAUUUUAUCCAUCAAACUGUACGAUGUCAAAAUGACAAUAUUACGCAAAAAAUGUCAUGCAACAAUUUGUUUCUGCACUGAAUUUUUUACACAUGUUUUACACUCUAAAUUUUAAAACUUGAUUUUUAAAAACACAUUUUAUCCAUCGAAUUGUCCAGUGUCAAAAUGAUAAUAGAUUUUACGCACAUUUUUUAAGCAAGGAAUAUGUCCGUGCUAAUUUUUUUUACACUGAAUUUGAAUUUAAAAGCCCUGUAUUGUAAUAUCGCCUUGACUCGUAUUUUACAGCAUGUUUUCAAUAAAAUUGCACAGUGUCAAAAUGGCAUUAGACUGUAUGCCAAAAAUUAGAAGUAAAAAAUAUUUCCGCCCUGAAUUUUUCUGCACUGAAAUUUUUUACACUGAAUUUUAAAAAACACAUUUAUCUAGGAAAUGUGUACAUUGUCAAAAUGACAAUACAUUUUACGUAUAAAAUUUCAAUGAGCAAUUUUUGCUUCACUGAUUUUUUUACGCAAAAUUUUUACACAGUGGAUUUUAAAACCCUGUAUUCUAAUAUCUGCUUGGCUCUUGAUUUCACAGCCAGUUAUCAAUCAAUUCAGACAGUGUCAAAGUGGCAUUAGAUUUUACGCUAAAAAUUAGAACCAACAAAUGUUUUCGCACUGAAUUUUUAAAAACACACAUUUUAUCUAUUGAAUUGUACAGUAUCAAAAGGACAAUACAUUUUAUGAAAAAAUUUCAAGCAACGAUUUAUCAAAUUGUACAGUAAUAAUAAUAAUAAUGGAUUAGAUUUAUAUCGCGCUUUUCUAUUGUUAUAUACUCAAAGCGCUCACAGAGAAGUGGGAACCCAUCAUUCAUUCACACCUGGUGGUGGUAAGCUACGUCAGUAGCCACAGCUGCCCUGGGGUAGACUGACGGAAGCGUGGCUGCCAGUUUGCGCCUACGGCCCCUCCGACCACCACCAAUCAUUCAUUCAUCAUUCAUUCACCGGUGUGAGCGGCACCUGGGGCAAAGGGUGAAGUGUCCUGCCCAAGGACACAACGGCAGCGACUUUGAUGUCCAUAGGUGGGAAGCGAACCUGCAACCCUCAGGUUUCUGGCACGGCCGCUCUACCCACUACGCAAGAAAUGUUACACAAAAAAAUUUCAAGCAACAAUUUUUUCUGCACUGAAUUUUUUACACAAACUUUUUAAACACUGAAUUUUAUAAGCUGGUAUUUUAUCCAAUCCAUUAAUUUUAUACCGCUUGUUUUAACAAACUUGAUUUUUAAAAACAGGAAUAUUUCCACAAAGCCUGUAUUUUAAUAUCUGCUUGACUCAUAAUUUUAAAAGUUAUCCAUUAAAUCAAUGUACGGUGUCAAAAUAACAAUGUGUUUUACGGUAAAAAAAAACAAAGAAUAUUUCCGUACUGAAUUUUAAAACCCUAACCAACGGAUGUUUUAAACACGCGCAUUUUGCUCAUAAUUUUUUAUUCAAUGAAAUUGUCAGCAUAAUUUGACUAAAAAAAGUACUUCACAAAAUUCAAACACAAAAAUUCUGUGUCCACAAAAAAGCUUUCGUAAUAAAGACACAAAUGAACCUCUAUAAAUGUGUCAAAACAUGCAGCCCUA
Molecule: messenger RNA, 6836 nt
Organism: Nerophis ophidion (straightnose pipefish)
Lineage: Eukaryota; Metazoa; Chordata; Actinopteri; Syngnathiformes; Syngnathidae
Exons: 4
Coding region: 80-4480 (1466 amino acids)
Biological process (GO): regulation of glycogen biosynthetic process
Cellular component (GO): protein phosphatase type 1 complex
Molecular function (GO): glycogen binding; protein phosphatase 1 binding
Source: RefSeq, a predicted model, not a curated record